AUGGACCCAAUCUUGAAAACGCACAUUUCGGACCGUACGAAGGUGAAGACUGCCUUGACUCGUUUUAAGAAAUUUUUUGAAUCAUACGACCGCUCAACUUCGGUAACAGCACUGGAAAUUCAUUUGGGAAAAAUUUCGCAAUUGUAUGAAAAAUUUGAUGGGAUACAAUCGUUAAUAGAAGAUAUCGUAGAAGGAACCGAUCUCGAAGAAAAGAACGCGAACGAACGAGAAUCAUUUGAAACUUCGUAUUGUAAUAUAGUUGCCGCAGCAAAGGAUUAUAUUGCACAAACGCGAGUACAAAAUUUUGCGCACACGAACAUAUCAAAACAAAGUACCUCGUCUUCGGGAACUGAACCUCAAUUUCGUGUCAAAUUGCCUACGAUAGAAUUACCUACGUUCGAUGGGACGUACAGUUUGUGGUUAAAAUUCAAGGACACAUUCGAAUCAUUAAUCCAUAACAAUAAAGCUCUAGGUAAUAUUGAAAAAUUUCAUUAUUUAAAUUCCUCGUUAAAGGGCGACGCAGCUCGCGUAAUACAAUCGUUAGGAGUUUCUGAAUUAAAUUACGGUCUUGCAUGGAAAGCGUUAAAGGACAGAUUCGAGGAUCGCAAUACAAUCAAGCACGACCACAUCCGUACAUUAUGGGACUUGCCUGUAUUAACGAAAGAAUCUUACUCGGGACUUCGGCGGUUACUCGAUGAUAUGAAAAAUAGUUUACUCGCACUUAAUGCAUUAGGAGAACCAACAGAACAUUGGGAUAGUCUAAUUAUAUAUUUAUUAACGACGAAGUUAGACACUGUAACGAUACGUGAGUGGGAACAAAAACAAUCGAACAUUGCGAGUGAUGUUACAUUGCGGGAUAUGACCGUCUUUUUAGAGAAGCAUUGUAAAUACCUUGAAAAAACUGCAAAGGCCAAGGUAGUACCGUCGAAUAAGAUUGCAAUAAUUAAUGAAACACGAAACACUCGGUUCAAGAAUGUAGCAGCACACGUUGCGAACACGCGGACAGAAUGUAUACUUUGCAAGGCUGAGCACCCGUUGUAUAAUUGCACUCAGUUUUUAAAAUUAUCUCCGGGCGACCGUAUUUCGAGGAUUCAGGAAUUGCGUGCAUGCUUUAAUUGUCUCCAACAAGGACAUAGAAAUAUGGAAUGUACGCGUGGAGGAUGUAGGAAAUGCUCAAAAAGGCAUCACACCCUCUUACAUUUAGACAGUGGUGCACAUAAACCAUCAGUAUCGACCAAUGUUUCACUCUCGCACAAACAAACACAAAAUGUAAAUACGGACACUGACACGAACCGUCCUAAAGAACAAAUCACUUCACAUACGUACAUUUCACAUUCAAGGGACAAUUGUACAAUGUUAUCCACUGCGGUAGUAUAUAUAAAUGAUUGUAAGGGACAUAGGCAGAAAUGUCGAGUAUUGUUAGACUCAGGAUCUCAGUCUCACUUCAUCACUGACGCGCUGAUUAAAAAACUAGGACUUCCGUGUAGUACAACGAACAUUAGAGUUUCGGGAAUAGGAAAUUUAGCACGUAACUUACAAUAUCAAUCAUGCGUAAAAUUAACAUCAAGAUUCAAUGGAUUCACCACAUCAAUUUCAUGUCUAUUAUUACCGAAAAUAACCGGAAAUAUUCCAAGCACACACAUCGACUUAUCUGAUUUACCGAUUCCUGCACAUAUCAUGCUCGCGGACCCCCAUUUCCAUCAACCCGGGGAAAUCGAUAUGAUUAUCGGAGCAGGUAUGUUUUGGGACCUAUUGUGCAUCGGACGCCACUCUUUAGGACCGAACUACCCAUCAUUACAAAAGACACAGCUCGGGUGGAUUAUCAUUGGUAAUAUGACUCGCGCACAUCUUACAACACAAACACGAACCACGUGCCAUGUUGUAACGAAUCAACAGUUACAUAAUCAAGUAGCGGAUUUCUGGAAAAUUGAACAAUGUAUUGAUGAAGGACGUCUCAUCGACAAAAAUCAUUAUUGCGAGAAACAUUUCCUGUCAACUUCAACUCGGGAUAACGACGGACGACACGUGGUUGCAAUUCCCUUCAAGGAAGAGAUCAACGGACUAGGACAUUCGAGACAACAAGCAGAACGCCGACUACUUGCAUUGGAACGAAGGUUGACCAAACAACCGCAGAUUCAACAAGAAUAUAUUGCCUUUAUGAGGGAAUAUGAAGAACUUGGACACAUGACGGAACUAAACGAGGAGCAACGUGAAGAUGGAUUCUAUUUACCGCAUCACGCCAUCAUAAAGGAGAGCAGCAGCACCACAAAAUUGCGCGUAGUUUUUGAUGGAUCCGCAAAAACUACAUCUGGACUAUCCCUGAACGAUGUACAGAUGGCUGGGCCAGUGGUACAAGAGGAUCUACUGUCGAUUGUAUUACGUUUCCGCAAACAUCGGUAUGUUCUGUCAGCAGAUAUCGCGAAAAUGUAUCGCCAAAUACGAGUACGUAAGGAAGAUCGUCGCUUCCAAAAAAUAGUAUGGCGAGAAAAUAGUACCUUGCCAAUUAAAACGUAUGAAUUAAAUACUGUGACGUAUGGGACAACAUCCGCACCUUUCCUGGCGACCAGAACCUUGCAAUGCAUUGGAGAAAUUUAUGCAGAAGAUUCUCCAGCCGCCAGUCGUAUAAUCUUGGAAGAUUUCUACGUAGACGAUCUUUUGACUGGCACGGACUGUUUAGAAGAAGCGAUCAAAUUAAAAAAUGACGUAUCAUCUAUCCUGGCAACAUCGGGUUUUGAACUCCGGAAAUGGGCAACGAACGAGUCGCGUAUUUUGAAUCCAUCGGAUGGAAUACAAUCCCACGUACACAUUACAUCCGACAAGGAGAUAAAAACGCUCGGACUUCUCUGGGAAUCGCAGAUGGACAUACUGCGAUUCUUAGUGCAAAAACCAUUUGAACAUCGUGUCACAAAACGAACAAUAUUAUCGGACAUUUCCCAGAUUUUUGACCCCCCUCGGACUGAUUGGGCCAGCUACUAUUCAAGCCAAAAUAUUAUUACAAGAACUAUGGCAGCUACAACUGCAGAAGCUGAGAAAAUUGAAUUGCAUGGGUUUUGUGACGCGUCCCAGAAGGCCUACGGAGCCUGUCUUUAUCUGCGGACGUUCAACAACGGACAAUGGACCACUAAGUUAAUAUGUGCAAAAUCACGCGUAGCUCCAUUAAAGGUAAUCACUCUCCCAAGAUUAGAACUAUGUGGAGCAGUACUGCUGGCACGACUUACAAGAAAGGUGCGGCAAGCGUUACGAUUAUCCUGCGACGAGUACUACUGGUGUGAUUCUACGAUCACGCUUGCAUGGCUCAAAUCAUCACCCAGUAAAUGGAAGACAUUCGUGGCCAACAGGACGUCUGAAAUCCAGGAACUAUCUCGCGGAAUUUGGAUGUAUGUGCAAUCAAAGGAAAAUCCUGCGGACAUCAUAUCGCGUGGAGUCAACCCUUCGUCACUUGUUUCGGCAACCCUUUGGUGGAACGGACCUUCAUGGCUAGAAAGGGACACAGCUACCUGGCCAGCAAUAGAACCACAUACAACUGAAACACCAGACGUUAACGAAGUACAGUGUGCAUUCAUUGCAGUAAAAAAGGAACAUUUAUUCGAACGAUUUUCGUCAUUCACGCGACUCCUACGCACGAUCACAUAUUGUCUACGGUUUGUAAAAAACGUAAGAAUCCGUAUUCAUAAUCGCAUCAAGGUAGUGAAUAGGUCAGAAGAUACUACCAGUGUACACACGGGUUACCUUUCAGUAAAGGAAUUGAAAGAUAUCGAAAUCCGUCUUCUUCAAAUUACACAAUCAGAUUGUUUUCUGGAGGAACUUAAGAAAUUAAGGACUGGGCAAGCGCUCCCAAAAUCCAGUACACUACGAUCUUUGAAUCCAUUUCUCGAUGAAACUGGACUGAUCAGGGUGGGCGGUAGAUUGAAAGAAGCCCAGCUUCCCUUUAAUCAACGACAUCCCGUCAUACUGCCAUCGAAACAUCAUCUUACAAAACUUCUAGUCGCACAUGAACAUUUAAGGUUAUUGCACGCAGGCUGUCAAGCGACUCUAUCGUCGUUACGCAGACGAUAUUGGCCGCUUUCAGGUAAAAUUCUUAUAAAAAACACAAUACGAAAUUGCGUUCGAUGCUUCAGGACUAAACCCGUGACUCAAGAAUACCUGAUGGGGAAUUUACCUGCCGUACGAAUUAUCCCAACGCGCCCAUUUUCUGUAUGCGGCGUGGAUUAUGCAGGCCCGGUAUUCAUAAAGGAAAAAAUACGUACGAGGGUCACAUCGAAGGCCUACUUGUGUAUUUUUGUCUGUUUCGUGACAAAGGCAAUUCAUUUAGAGCUAGCUAUAGAUUUAAGUACCGAUGCAUUCUUAAAUGUCUUGCGACGAUUUAUUUCCCGCCGAGGACUAUGCCGCAGUCUAUACUCCGACAAUGGAACCAAUUUCAUCGGCGCGCGCAACGAACUUCUCGAAUUAGGCACACUUUUAAGGGACAGUAAACACAAUGAACGGGUAACCAAAUUUUUAAGUGAUAAUCAAAUUGAAUGGCACUUAAUUCCGCCUCGCGCUCCUCAUUUUGGUGGAUUAUGGGAAGGAGCAGUAAAGGCCACGAAAUUCCAUUUGAAGCGCGUUAUCGGGGAUACGAAACUUACGUACGAAGAAUUGUAUACGCUGUUAACACAAGUAGAGGCAUGUUUGAACUCCCGACCCCUAUAUCCUUUAUCCGACGAUCCUACUGAUUUAUCUCCAUUGACACCUGGACAUUUCCUUAUUGGUGACACGUUGAAUGCGCUCCCUGGCCCUGAUAUUCGACACAUCCCAGAAAAUCGACUUAAUCGCUACCAGCACAUUCAAAGAAUGUUACAGCAUUUUUGGCAACGAUGGAACACAGAAUAUCUCCACCAAUUACAACAACGGACCAAGUGGCAGACAGCAUCCCCCUCUCCGCUCGCACCAGGGACAUUGGUUGUUGUGAAGGAGGAUAAUUGUCCACCACUGCAAUGGAGAAUGGGACGGAUCACCGAACUUCAUCCAGGGAAAGAUACGAUUACAAGAGUCGUAUCAGUUAAGGUCUCCGAUGGGAUUGUAAAACGCCCAGUAACAAAAAUUUGUAUCUUACCUAUAGACACUGAUAACGACACAGUACCGGGACAAGAAUAG
This is a messenger RNA of Colletes gigas, 5133 nucleotides long. RefSeq lists its product as uncharacterized. The record is from RefSeq and is a predicted model, not a curated record. Bases 1 to 5133 code for a protein of 1710 amino acids. Gene Ontology annotation, biological process: DNA integration. Gene Ontology annotation, molecular function: zinc ion binding; nucleic acid binding. Lineage: Eukaryota; Metazoa; Arthropoda; Insecta; Hymenoptera; Colletidae. The transcript has 2 exons.